CCGGCUCCCUAUUUUAAUUACGCCUUUUCUCCUUUCUCUGAAACCCUAGCUCCUUCGUAGAAAUUCUCCCUCUUCACAAUCAACUAAUUUAUUGUCAGAUCUUGUAUCGCUCCUUCCUCGAUUUCCUCGAUUUCCUAUAUCCACUGCUGCUGCGGAUCUUGCGUUCCGAAAGAUCGAAGCUUUUUGUUUGUUGUUCUUCCGAUCUCGAUUUACUUUUCUUUUCAAGAGACCUAUUGGUUUUAUUCUCAAUGGCAUCUUUGGAUAUGUCGUUGGAUGAUAUGAUAAAGAACAGGAAAACUAUUGAUAAAGCAGGCAGAGGAAAUGGCAGGCCCCGUCGUGGAAGAGGGGCAGCUGGGCCAUCCAGAGGCGGACCCAUCGGUGGGAGAUCGUCAUUUGGGGCUCCCCGCAGAAAUCCACUUGGAGUAAAUGCUCGUCCGUCACCGUACAAGAUUGCCAAGUCCUUCCGAAGAACCAAGAAUCUCCCAUGGCAGAAUGGUCUGUUUGAAGACGGUCUUAAGGCAGCUGGGUUGUCAGGGUUGGAUGCUGGUACAAAGUUAUCUAUUUCCAAUUUGGAUGUUGGGGUGUCAAAUGAAGAUAUAAGGGAGCUGUUUGCUGAGAUUGGAGAGCUAAUUCGAUAUGCAAUUCACUUUGACAGAAAUGGGCGUCCAAGUGGAUCAGCUGAAGUGGUUUUUGCAAGAAGAAGCGAUGCAUUCCAAGCACUGAAGCGAUAUAACAAUGUCCAGUUGGAUGGAAAGCCUAUGAAGAUAGAGAUAAUUGGUGGCAACACGGAGAUCCCACUCUCUGCCCGUGUAAAUAUUGUUGGUGCAGCAAAUGGAAGAAAAAGGACUGUCGUCAUGUCAUCUGGACCUGUUCGUUCCAGAGGUGGCUUUACAGCACCUAAUCGUGCUUCUAUGCAAAGGGGUCGUGGUGGUUCAAACAUUGGCCGUGGUGGUGCUGGUGGCGGCCGUGGGCGUGGUGCUGCUGGUGGCGGCCGAGGGCGUGGAGGUGCUCGUUGGAGAAAGAAAACAGUGGAGAAAUCAGCUGAUGACCUUGACAAGGACCUCGAGAGCUACCAUGCCGAAGCUAUGCAAACUUGAUCAAGCAAGGCCUCUCGUUUGAUCUACUAUUAUGGUGUAUCAGUUAAAAAGUCUUUUAUCUUCAGCUUGUACAAAGUAUUGGAUGCUCUAACUACUAUAGCUCUGGUUUUCUUGUUAUUUUUAUGUUAACGGAUGCUAUUUGCUUUGUUUUGCUUGGAUGACGAACAUUGAUUCUGUUAGUUGUUGGCUUGUGUUAAUCAAGGAAAGUUAAUCUUAAUCUUUCAUUAUGUUCCUAUUAUCAGAAAUGUAGUGUUUUAGUCAUUAUUAAGUAUGUUGAAUUUUUGUUGUU
This is a messenger RNA of Erythranthe guttata (spotted monkey flower), 1386 nucleotides long. Its product is annotated as THO complex subunit 4D. The record is from RefSeq and is a predicted model, not a curated record. NCBI's taxonomy places the organism in Eukaryota, Viridiplantae, Streptophyta, Magnoliopsida, Lamiales, Phrymaceae. Gene Ontology annotation, cellular component: nucleus. Gene Ontology annotation, biological process: mRNA export from nucleus. Gene Ontology annotation, molecular function: mRNA binding.